CGAGGCAUUGUAUUUGUAAUUUUUCCUGUAUUCUGUGUCGAGAAAGAAGUGGCUGGGUUUUACCCCACAGUUCUUCUGUAUCAGAGACAUUUAGCGUUAUGAUGUCGAGAACGUGAACUUCAGAGAGAGAAGCUCGUACGCGAGGAAAGAAGGGACUUGUCCCGUUCCCACCCUAUAUGGGAGGAGGAAUUGGGUCAUGACCCUCUCGUCCAAAACAAGUCAACGAUCGCCAAAACAAAGAACAACAGUAUCUUAUAGAGAAAAAACCCUGAAACAAGCCACAAGGAUUAAAAGUUGAAGAAAAGAAAAAAACACGGCAUAAAGCGUUUUGGCUGCCCCAACAAUACCCAUGGCGGACGUUGACCCAGAAACGCUAUUAGAAUGGCUGCAGAUGGGACAGGGGGACGAGAGAGACAUGCAGUUGAUUGCACUGGAGCAACUCUGUAUGCUGCUGUUGAUGUCCGACAAUGUGGACAGAGUAUUUGAAAGCUGCCCUCCGAGGACUUUCUUGCCUGCCCUGUGCAGGAUCUUCUUGGACGAGUGUGCCCCUGAUAAUGUGCUUGAGGUGACUGCAAGAGCCAUCACAUACUACCUGGAUGUGUCUGCUGAGUGCACCCGCCGUAUUGUGGCCGUUGAUGGCGCCAUCAAGGCUCUGUGUAACAGGUUGGUUGUCGUGGAGAUGUCCUCCCGCACCAGUCGUGACCUUGCUGAACAGUGCAUUAAGGUAAUGGAGCGGAUCUGUACCCGAGAGUCUGGGGCAGUGUUUGAUGCGGGCGGCCUGAACUGUGUGCUGAUGUUUAUUCAGCAGCAUGGGUCACAGGUACACAAGGACACACUCCACUCCUCCAUGUCUGUGGUGUCAAGGCUCUGUGGCAAGAUGGAGCCACAGGAUCCGUCCUUGGAGGAAUGUGUCGUGUCCCUGUCUACACUGUUGGAGCAUGAGGACCAGUUUGUGUCUGAUGGCUCUCUAAGGUGCUUUGCCUCACUGGCUGAUCGGUUUACCCGUCGAGGAGUAGACCCCUCUCCUCUGUCUCAGCAUGGCCUUAUCAAUGAACUGCUGCUGCGUCUUCAGAAGGCUGGAGAGUCCGGCCACAACGCGUCUGUAUCCAGUACACCUGGGACAGUCAGUAUCACCUCGGAGUCCAAGUCCAGCCCAAGUAUAUCCACAGUCAUCAGCCUGCUGUCCACUCUCUGUCGCGGGUCCCCCAGCAUCACACACGACCUCCUUCGGUCAGAACUGCCUGAUGCAGUGGAAAGUGGACUAAAGGGAGAUGAGAGAUGCUGCCUGGACACAAUGCGUCUAGUAGACCUGUUACUGGUACUGCUGUUUGAGGGGAGGAAAGCCUUACCUAAGGCUGGUGUGUCCAGUAUUACAAGUCGUAUCUCAGGACUACGUCGCACUGACAGCUCAGGGGAGCGAUCCCACCGCCAACUCAUUGACUGUAUACGAAGUAAAGACACGGAUGCUCUCAUAGAUGCUGUGGACAAUGGGUUUGAGGUGAACUUCAUGGAUGAUGUUGGACAGACUCUGUUGAACUGGGCAUCAGCCUUCGGAACACAGGAAAUGGUCGAGUUUCUGUGUGAACGAGGUGCUGACGUUAACCGGGGUCUGAGAUCAUCAUCAUUACAUUAUGCAGCCUGCUUCGGACGACCUCAAAUUGUCAAGACUCUGCUAAGGUAUGGUGCUAACCCAGACCUGAGAGAUGAGGAUGGGAAAACUCCCCUGGACAAGGCUAGAGAGAGGGGGGACGAAGGUCACCGUGAGGUCAUUCAGACCCUCCAGUCACCUGCGGAGUGGAUGGUGCCGGUGAACAGGGAGAUCGCUGCUGAGGUGGAGAAGAAGAAGGAGGAAGAAGUGGUUGAGAAGGAGGAGGAAUCUGAGGAUCCCAAAGGUGACCCUGAAGUAGCCCCACUUUAUCUAAAACAGCUUCUCCCAGUCUUCACACACGUGUUUCAGAGCACCAUGCUUCCCUCUGUAAGAAAAUCUAGUCUUUCCCUGCUGAAGAAGAUGAUUCACUACAUCACCAAUCCAUUACUAGGUGAUAUGUGUAAUCCUGAGUUUUAUGUGGCCAACUUUGCAGGAUCUCUCACUGAAGUCAUGGCAAAUGUGUUAGACCAUGAGGAGGAUGACGAAGGCCAUCAGGUAGUAUUACACAUCAUCCAAGACCUGAUGUCAAAGAACCAGGACACAUUCCUUGAACAUUUCGCACGCCUGGGCCUGUUUGGGAGAGUGUUGUCCCUAGCUGGCCCCAUGGACGAAGAAGAAGGAGCCACGGCUAAAGAGGACAAGGACGAGGAUGAGCAGCUCCAGGAGGAUGCCCUUGACAUUCAACAAGGUCGUCCAUAUCACUGGAAGGACUGGUGCAUGGUUCGUAGUCGCGACUGUCUCUACCUCUGGAGCGACGCUGCAGCUCUUGAACUCAGCAAUGGUAGUAAUGGUUGGUUCCGGUUCAUUCUGGACAGCAAGCUUGCCACAAUGUACUCAAGUGGCAGCCCUGAGGGUGGACCGGACAGCUCAGAGAACCGUGGCGAGUUUCUGGAAAAGCUCCAGCGUGCCAAAAGUCAGAUCAAGUCUGGUACCCCAAGUCGGCCCAUCCUGUCUCGUACCUCCUCUCCUCGCAUGGUCAUCGGUAACUGGUCACUCCAGUGCAAGAAAGAGGGGGAGAUUCAGAUACACAACGCUGAUGGUCAACAGGUGAUGAAUCAGGCCACUAUUUUGAGGGAGGAUCUUCAGGGCUUUAUCUUUGAGUCUAACCGUGGCACCAAGCACUCCUUCACAGCAGAGACAUCACUUGGACCGGAAUUUGCAUCUGGCUGGGGCGGGAAGAAAAGCAAGAAAUUCAGGUCAAAAACAGAAGAAAUCAAAACUAAAGUUCGACAACAAGCACGUGGGAUUUAUGAGGACUACUUCAGGGCAGCAGAGGCAAUGCCUCGGGGAGUGGUUGCCAAGAUACGCACCAUAGUACAACAGCUAGAGGCUGCAUGUGCCAAACAGAUCAGCCAAGUCAGGUCCCCUGAUGGAGCGGUUACGUGGUUGGAGGACAUGACUGCCUCCUUGGCCGAGCUGGUCAUGCUCCUGAAGGAUGACCAUACUGUAUCUGCUUAUGAACUUCACUCCAGUGGCCUUGUACAGACGCUGCUCAACAUCCUCAACAAUAAUAUAGAAGAUUCCAAUAGUAAGGAAAGUAAGAAGAGGACACGAGAGAGAAUUGACCUGUUUAAAGGUGUUUUUCAGGAAAAGGAAAGAAAUCUACCUGGAUCAGGAUACAGUCUACAGGUAAGAGGCCAGCUUGGUUUGGUAGAGUUACCUGUAUAUAGCUAUGAUUUACCUGGAUCAGGAUACGGUCUACAGAUUCUGACAAGACGUGUGAGAUUUCGGCUGGAAAGAGCUCCAGGGGAGAGCACUCUGUUAGAUAGAAGUGGAUGUAACCUGAAGAUGGAGCCGUUGACCUCAGUAGCUUCCUUAGAGAGAUAUCUGCUCAAAAUGGUGGCAAAACAGUGGUAUGACUUUGACAGACAAACAUUUACUUUUGUGAAGAAGCUCAAGGAACCAACCAAUAGAGUCAUGUUCUCACAUCAGACCGACUUCGACGAGAAUGGUCUUAUUUACUGGAUAGGAACUAAUGCCAAGAGCGCCUAUGAGUGGAUCAAUCCCGCCCACUAUGGACUGGUAGUGGUCACAUCAUCGGAAGGCAGGAAUCUCCCAUACGGAAAGCUGGAGGACAUUCUCAGCCGGGACAGUGCUGCCCUAAACUGUCACACGAAUGAUGACAAGAAGGCAUGGUUUGCCAUAGACCUGGGGGUGUGGCUGAUCCCAUCCUGUUACUCCUUAAGGCAUGCUCGAGGAUAUGGCAGGUCUGCCCUGAGGAACUGGCAACUUCAGGUGUCUAAGGAUGGGACCACAUGGGACUCACUUCUAAACCAUAAGGAUGACACUAAACUCAAUGAACCCGGGUCUACAGGUACAUGGUCACUGACUCCGUCCAAAGAGGAGACUCAAGGUUGGCGCCACAUCCGGCUCCAACAGACUGGCAAGAAUGCCAGUGGACAGACCCACUACCUAUCUCUGUCCGGGUUUGAGAUCUAUGGCACAGUGACAGGUGUCUGUGAUGACUUAGGCAAGGCUGCAAGGGAAGCUGAGGCAAACCUGAGACGACAGAGGAGAAUUAUCCGCACACAGGUACUGAAGCAGAUGGUUCCCGGGGCUCGUGUGAUGCGUGGUAUGGACUGGAAGUGGAGGGAGCAGGAUGGCAACCCACCAGGGGACGGUACCAUCACAGGAGAGCUCCACAAUGGUUGGAUUGAUGUAACCUGGGACUCUGGUGGCUCAAACUCCUACAGAAUGGGGGCAGAGGGCAAAUAUGACCUCCAGCUCUCACCCAAUCACGACCCAGAGAAGCUCCGCCCUGUUGUCAGGACGACAGAGGCAGGAGCAGUUGGAGGAGCCAAAGUUAAGGUCACAAGUUCGCUGGUAUCUGACAAAGCCAAGGUGAGUGUACUGACCAGUAGGAAGAGUAGUUCCACACCGAGUCUCACCGACGUGUCGGAGAACAAGCCAUCUGUGGCCAGUACUGAACAGGCGGCUUCCGCAGACAACCUCACAACAGCCGUCAAGUCUAUGGCGCAGAACCUGGCUGACAGUAUGGUGAAUCUUGCCAGUUCAGAUGCCCUUGUAUCUGUAACUGUGGACCCUGUAGAUGAAGGAAUAAGUGGUAACAUACCCACAGAGCCAGUUAUAGUUGUCCACAAGGGACAUGAGCGUGGGAACCUUGAGGCGUCAGGAGGCUAUCCUGCCUUGCCAGACGUCCUGGAGACGAGUGAGCAGGGGUCGCCCAAGGGCGCAGAGGCCAUGCAAAUGCCGUCCAACACCACAGUUGGCUCAAAUGUGGCUGCCAGUGUGGCUGAGGCUAUUGCCAAGAAAAUGGAGGCGCAGACACGCAGCUCUCCUACCAACCCUAUGAGUGUGAGUGUACCAAAUCUACCGUCAAGUAUGGAGCAGACAGUAAGUCUUCUCGAGACCUUUGCUGCUGUGACACGCAGGAAUCUUGGUACCGUUGUCAUGAACAACCGCAGCAACAGUGGGAGGCUUGGUCCCCAGAACUCGCCGAGUAUGUACAACAGUAUGUAUCACCAUACCACAUUACCAGGGCAAGAUGCCUUGUUGAGUACAGCCCAGAGUUACCCAAGCCUUACCACAUCAGCAUCAGCAACAUCUAAUACAUUAACAACAACACAGACAAUGGCCAAUGUGACAUCUCUAAGUCAGGCUUUGACUCGCAGCCUCACUUCCACAUCUAGCGAAAGUGAUAAUGAGUUCAUGGAGGGCUGUCGUGCACCCAUGUUGCUGGCUGAGCUGGAUGAUGAUUGUGAGGAACUCCCUGGACCUGAUGAUGACGAUGAUGAAAAUGAGGAUGAAAAUGAAGAUGAUGAAGUUUAUGAUGACUUCUUGGAGGAGGAUGAGUUAGAGGGGCGAGGCGAGAGGAGGAAGACCUGGGAUGAUGAGUUUGUCCUGAAGCGCCAAUUCUCUGCCCUCAUCCCAGCAUUUGAUCCCCGUCCUGGCCGCACCAACGUCAACCAGACACAGGACUUUGAGAUCCCCACCCCAGGAACAGAUGAUCUGAGUAUGGCGGAGUCCAGUGACCAGGUGCUUCAACCCAAACUGGCUAUCUACAUCAAGGCACCAGGACUGCCAGGGGUGAGUGUACUGACCAGUAGGAAGAGUAGUUCCACACCGAGUCUCACCGACGUGUCGGAGAACAAGCCAUCUGUGGCCAGUACUGAACAGGCGGCUUCCGCAGACAACCUCACAACAGCCGUCAAGUCUAUGGCGCAGAACCUGGCUGACAGUAUGGUGAAUCUUGCCAGUUCAGAUGCCCUUGUAUCUGUAACUGUGGACCCUGUAGAUGAAGGAAUAAGUGGUAACAUACCCACAGAGCCAGUUAUAGUUGUCCACAAGGGACAUGAGCGUGGGAACCUUGAGGCGUCAGGAGGCUAUCCUGCCUUGCCAGACGUCCUGGAGACGAGUGAGCAGGGGUCGCCCAAGGGCGCAGAGGCCAUGCAAAUGCCGUCCAACACCACAGUUGGCUCAAAUGUGGCUGCCAGUGUGGCUGAGGCUAUUGCCAAGAAAAUGGAGGCUCAGACACGCAGCUCUCCUACCAACCCUAUGAGUGUGAGUGUACCAAAUCUACCGUCGAGUAUGGAGCAGACAGUAAGUCUUCUCGAGACCUUUGCUGCUGUGACACGCAGGAAUCUUGGUACCGUUGUCAUGAACAACCGCAGCAACAGUGGAAGGCUUGGUCCCCAGAACUCGCCGAGUAUGUACAACAAUGCCUUGUUGAGUACAGCCCAGAGUUACCCAAGCCUUACCACAUCAGCAUCAGCAACAUCUAAUACAUUAACAACAACACAGACAAUGGCCAAUGUGACAUCUCUAAGUCAGGCUUUGACUCGCAGCCUCACUUCCACAUCUAGCGAAAGUGAUAAUGAGUUCAUGGAGGGCUGUCGUGCACCCAUGUUGCUGGCUGAGCUGGAUGAUGAUUGUGAGGAACUCGCUGGACCUGAUGAUGACGAUGAUGAAAAUGAGGAUGAAAAUGAAGAUGAUGAAGUUUAUGAUGACUUCUUGGAGGAGGAUGAGUUAGAGGGGCGAGGCGAGAGGAGGAAGACCUGGGAUGAUGAGUUUGUCCUGAAGCGCCAAUUCUCUGCCCUCAUCCCAGCAUUUGAUCCCCGUCCUGGCCGCACCAACGUCAACCAGACACAGGACUUUGAGAUCCCCACUCCAGGAACAGAUGAUCUGAGUAUGGCGGAGUCCAGUGACCAGGUGCUUCAACCCAAACUGGCUAUCUACAUCAAGGCACCAGGACUGCCAGGGAUGGAGGAUGGUGAGGUAUGUCUCGGCCAGGAGAAAAGCUGUAUAUUCAAGUACAUACAGAAACUGCUAACUCAGGGACCUGCAUCCAACAGAACAGAGCGACUUAAGAGGAUCUGGGAACCAACCUACACGAUUGUGUAUAAGGCAUUGAAGGACGGAGAAAGCAAACAAGAACUGGAGAAAAUGACCGACUCUGUGUACCGACAGAUUGGAGCCCAGGCAGACAGUCAGGGCUACCAAAUCCUCAGUGAAUGGGAUAUUCCCCGCAACAAUGAUCCUACAGCCUGUACCAUGGACCACGUGCUUCAACUGCUGCAACGGCUGUAUGCCAUCGUCAUGGAGCCCACGCCAACCACGCUCAUGAACUAUGACCGACCUCUACUACUGAAUGUGACGGCAGAGGAAUUCAUUAGUAAAAAGAUCACCAACAAACUAGUACAACAGACACAGGACCCCUUGGUGCUGGCCAGUAACGCCUUGCCCGACUGGUGUGAGAAACUGACCAAGUACUGCCCUAUGCUCUGCUCCUUUGACACCAGGCAGAUCUACUUCACUUGUACCGCUUUUGGAUCCUCCAGGGCCAUUGUGUGGCUACAGGACCGAAGGGAUGCCACCCUUGAGAGAAGUCGUGGCCCCAUGCCACGUCGGGACGAGGGUGGGGAGUACCGUAUUGGGCGUCUGAAGCACGAGCGUGUGAGGAUUCCGCGUAAUGAGAGGCUACUGGACUGGGCCGUUCAGGUGAUGAAGUACCACUCCCAUCGAAAGUCUGUGCUGGAAAUAGAAUUUGAGCUGGAGGAAGGGACGGGACUCGGCCCCAGCCUUGAGUUCUAUGCCCUCAUUGCCGCAGAAAUGCAGAGAAAGGAACUUGGACUAUGGCUGUGUGAUGAUGACAUCACCAACAAGCUUGAGAGACAGGUGGACAUUGGCCAUGGUAUGAAGCCCCCAGGAUAUUACAUCCAGAGGGCCGGAGGUUUAUUCCCCGCCCCUCUGCCCCAGGACAGCGCUGAUAUUCCUCGUGUCGAGAAGCUGUUCCACUUCCUGGGCACCCUCCUCGCUAAGUGUAUACAGGACAAACGUCUGAUUGAUUUGCCACUCUCCCGCUCCUUCUUCAAACUGAUGUGUAUGGGUGAGAUGGGCCACAUCAUCACCCAGCAAUACCAGGAUUCACUGCACCGGUCUGUGGGCAGUACCACCGAGUCCUAUUACAGCGAGCAUGACCUUUCUCCACGUGACACAUUGUACUCCAGCAUAGAGGAUGUGGACAAGGAACUCAUCCUUGAUCCCCCUAAAGUCAAGCGUCCAGACACACCUGCCUGGUACGAAGGAAUUCUUAAUGAUGAUGAGUUUGAGCUCAUUGAUCCCCACCGUGCAACAUUCCUACGACAGCUACGAGAGUUAGUCAAUAAAAAACAGAGGAUUCUGAAAGACAAGACCCUGUCUCCUGAUCAGAAAAACAUACUCAUACAGCAGUUAGGUCUUCAGAAUCCAUCCGAGCCUGGUGCGAUCUACAGGAUAGAAGAUAUUGGCCUAACAUUCCAGUUCAACCCUUCAUCCAAAGUGUAUGGUUACAUGUCGUAUGAUCUGAAGUCUAAUGCAGAGGAGGAGGUGAAUCUGGAGAACGUGGAUGAAUAUGUUGAUCUGGUCACUGACUUCUGUCUCAACAGUGGAAUCCGACACCAACUUGAUGCUUUUAAAGCUGGGUUUGAUGAGGUAUUUACCAUGGAGAAGCUGCACUCCUUUAGCCCUACAGAGCUGGCCACACUCAUGUGUGGGGAGCAGGCACCUGUGUGGACACGUGAGGACGUCCUCAACUACACAGAGCCCAAGCUCGGUUACACCAGGGACAGCCCUGGGUUCCAGCGAUUUGUCAAUGUGAUGACUUGUCUUAAUGCUGAUGAGAGGAAAGCAUUUCUACAGUUUACAACAGGGUGUUCCUCCCUACCUCCAGGAGGCUUUGCUAAUCUGCACCCACGUCUGACCGUGGUGAGGAAGGUUGAUGGUAGUGAUAACAGCUACCCCUCAGUCAACACCUGUGUUCACUAUCUCAAGCUGCCAGAGUACUCCUCGGAAGAUAUCCUACGCCAGAAACUCCUUGAUGCUACCAGUGAAAAGGGUUUCCACUUAAACUGAUGAUGGAUGUGGUUAGCUGUGUCAAAAAAGAACCUGUGUCCAGUUGUGUUUGAGCAAGAAUGGAAACUGAAGAAAUGGUCGUGUUACUCAAAAGUCACCCAUGUAGGAGAUUCCUAGAAUCUUAAUUCACAUUCUUACUGGACCUGCCAUAUUGACGAGAGUUCAUGUGGACAGAAAUUUGAUCCUAGUUUGAUCGUCACAUUGACUGAUAUUUGACCAUCACAUGGGUCAUCUUGGAUGACCCAGCUCAGUGUUUACAGCUUUCAUACCUAUUCAUUUCCCUAACUUAUAAUUCACAUGAAUUGCAGUUAUUUGCAACAUUAGUUCUUAUAUUGAGUGUUAAGUAUUGCAAUACUAUGAUUCUAGAUAAAAAUGUUCCUAGGGUUUUGCUGUAUGAGAUUGGUUGUGUGAGGUUAAUUGGCAGCAAUGAUGCAGCCAUCUUGGGAAUGCAAGAACAUUGUGUGAGUGAUGAGAGAUCUAUUUGGGAGAGGGAGGGGGGAGUCACCAAAUCCCAAGUUUGAUGAAUUGUGUAAGAGAAAACCUGAUCACGGACAGAAUCUAUACAACAUGUGAUACACAAGACUUGAUUGCCAGUGUAAGCUGUUCUAAUAUGACAUAUAAGGACAGCAUUAUUUGUUUGUGUUUCAGUAGCAAAUAUUCAGCUUGGGUAUCAAAGAUUAAUGUGUAGACUGCUCUUGAUUAUGAUGCCAGUUUUGAUUACUUAAACACAAGUUCUUUCAAUUCAAGAUUCCCUGUUCUACUGCAGGCAUAAUGCAAAAAAUUCACGACGAAUUGUAUAUAACUGUAGAGCAGUUGGGCCAGGACACUGUAACCGCAUAACAAUCUGAGGUCCAGACUCCGAAUCCUAGUCAAGCCUAACUGAAAUUUUACACUAAGAACAAUGGUGUUGAUUGUAUUUUCUUUCAUUUUUAUCAUUUAUUCAUAAAAGUUGCACAAUCCAUGGUUUUCUUUUCAGAAUAAUUCACCAAAGCUAUUGUCAAGAUUUAGUUUCUAAUGCAUUGGUACAGUUUAUGGCAGUGGUACAGGGAUUCUUUGUUGGUGAGAUUCAGUCGCAUGAUUUCACUAUAGAUGUGUCUGGAUGUGUCAUGUUGUCUUCCGUUCGAUUCAAGUUUGGUUGAGUGUUAUAACAGGGUUAGGUGGCCGACCAAUAGCCAUCUCCACACACUGUCAGGGAUGUACAAUUCAUCUUAAAUCAUGUUGAAAUUUUUUAGAUUUUUUAAAAAUUGUGAAUCUAUGUAGUCCACUGCACAAUGCACUUGGUAUAAGUUCUGCGAGGAGACCAUGGUGAUAGGUGGAAUCACUGAAUUGGAGUAUUCAUUGAAAUGUAGGGGAGAUAACCCAGCAGAAUAGCGUUAUUGCCUUACUGAAGAAUCAUGAGCAACCAAACAAGUAAUGACGGACAGCGAUUGGUCAGAGGCUUGGACGUAUGGACCUAAUCAGGGUGGUUGUUACUGUCAGUUUGGAAAUGUAUGGCUGUGUCAUUAUUUGCCUGUGGUAGUUGAGCAGAUUCUAUACAUAUUUAUCCAAGUGCUUGACAACUUCUCACGUUUCUUAAAUGUUUGUGUGUACAUGUUAAGUAAGUAUGAUAGAAACAAUUUAUUGUUGUUUGUUGUUGAAAGAUUUUAACACUUUUAACCUUUUUUUUGUAUUGUUCCAUGGAAAUGGAAGUCUAUUUAUUGUUUUGAGUAAUUCAUAUCACAUGCAAGCUUUUGAAUGAAAAAAAGAAUGGCGUAUAUUCAAAAGAGAUGUAAUGAAAUCUAUGUGAUAGAUACACUUGUUUUGGUAGGAGUUUGUAUUAAAUGCCUGUGCAAUCACAAUACCA
Messenger RNA from Mizuhopecten yessoensis (Yesso scallop), 10841 nucleotides. RefSeq names its product E3 ubiquitin-protein ligase HECTD1-like. Gene Ontology annotation, biological process: anatomical structure development; protein K63-linked ubiquitination; proteasome-mediated ubiquitin-dependent protein catabolic process. The record is from RefSeq and is a predicted model, not a curated record. Gene Ontology annotation, molecular function: protein binding; ubiquitin protein ligase activity; metal ion binding. Bases 350 to 8998 code for a protein of 2882 amino acids. NCBI's taxonomy places the organism in Eukaryota, Metazoa, Mollusca, Bivalvia, Pectinida, Pectinidae. Gene Ontology annotation, cellular component: nuclear speck. The transcript has 47 exons.